UCCAAAAUGGAAACUAAUAAAAAGUCUGUAAUCGCUUUACGAUGCUCGAUUUUAUCUGGCGUAUUUGCAUCGUUAGCCGCUGUUUUUGGAAAGUUCGCAACAUCACCACAGAUAUGUCAUUCAUAUGUGUUAUUAUUAAUCGGAUGGAUAUUUAAUUUUUCCAAUAAUUCGUUCGAAAUUCAGUGGCUUAUACGAACAUUACAGGUGCUCUCAUUCACUACAAUGAUUCUAGUCAAUUCGAUGAUGUGGACACAAUUCUCAUUAGCUUUGGCAUAUUCUGAACAUACUAUUCAAGUGACUACAGUGAAUACAGUUACAAAUUUUAUUUGUUCGGCAAUAUUUGGUGUCAUAAUUUUUGAUGAAUCAAUAACAAUUCAAUGGACAAUCGGUAUCACCUGUAUUAUGUUGGGAAUUAUUCUGUUGAAACGAAACGAUACAUCGAUUAUCAAUCGUUCAUCUAAUAAUUUGAAUUAAGGUUACCAGAACCAUGGUGGACUGGAAUAAAUCGGCUCCUUUUGGAAAUUUUCUCACCUAACAAACAAACGAAAAAAAAUUUAACCAAUGUAAAACUGUAUAAUUAAGCGAGUUUUCCAAUGUAAAAAUGUUUGUCCUCCUCGACCCCAAUGGCCGAUCUGGCAACCAUAAUUUAAAUACAAUCACAAUCAUCAACAAUUGUAAAGGAAACGAGCGGACAAAGAUGAACAAUAACGAGCUUACAAAAUUAUUAUUAAUAAAUAAUCAAUUUUUAUUUAAAAUUUUCAA
Dermatophagoides farinae (American house dust mite) is the source of this 762-nucleotide messenger RNA. Its product is annotated as transmembrane protein 42. NCBI's taxonomy places the organism in Eukaryota, Metazoa, Arthropoda, Arachnida, Sarcoptiformes, Pyroglyphidae. The record is from RefSeq and is a predicted model, not a curated record.